Pelagomonas calceolata is the source of this 636-nucleotide messenger RNA. The record is from the annotation of a GenBank genome assembly. Lineage: Eukaryota; Pelagophyceae; Pelagomonadales; Pelagomonadaceae.
AUGAAGCCUCUCAGGGCGCUGGCGGCGCUCGCGUACCUGGCGCUCGCGACGGUGACCUGGUCCUCAUUUAUCGCACUGAUGGUCCGCAUGCGCGCGCGCCGACACAAACGACCUGAAUAUUGGCCAAGUAAUGAGCCUUGGCCAGCACCAGACGGUCCAAUCAACGGGCACACGGAUUCAAAACCCCCGACGUACGUGCUAUGGUCCGGAAGGUGUGUGCACGGAACGACGCGUUUGGAUGAUUUCGACGACGGCGCUUUACUGAGCAAGCCCGAGAAGUGGAACCAUUAUACGUUGGGGAAGGGUGACACGUCGCACUACGCGGUCUUGGGCGUCGCGCGCGACGCGACGGCCCAACAGAUCAAACGAGCCUAUAGGGAAAAAACCAAGACGUGCCAUCCCGACGUCGACCCGUCCGACGAGGGACGUGCCCACUUCCAUCAGGUGACAUUCGCCUACGAAACGCUAAGAGAUGAUAGGAACGCCUACGACGGCGCCUUGCAAGUCAAAGAACUACAAUGGUUCUGUUCCAUGCUUCGACGUCUUAACCCGGGGUUGUGCGAAUCCAACUGGGUCUUGGCAAGUUGGUUGGCCAAGUUACGGCGCACCAGGAAAUACUCGAUUAUUGGUCUGUAG